AUGAUUAUCAGAGUCGAUAAAUGUAGUACCUUUGGCAUCAAGAAAGCCAUCACAAAAUCAGUCCAAUAUUUGCCGAAACUCCUCGUCAACAAUAAUCUGAUACCAACAAUAAAGAUUAGAGAAGCAUUUCAAUAUUUCGGACGUUACUUUGAUUUUAACAUGUCGAAUAAUGACCAUAAGACUGAACUAACCACUCUCGUUAAUGAACUAAUGACUGAUAUUGACUCGAAGCCACUCCCCCCAAGAAAUAAGCUUCUCGUGUACAGUCGUUAUGUCUUAUCCAAAUUAUCCUGGAAUUUCACCAUCCCAACGCUUUCUAAAACAUGGGUUAUUGAAAAUAUUGAUCACGUAGUCAACCAAUACAUCCGUAUAUGGCUUGAAAUUCCAAUCUCAGGAACACUAAGUACUGUUUUCCUAACUUGUAACAAAUUUGGUCAAAGUAUUUAUCCUCCAUCGGUGAAAUUUAUCCAAUGCCAAACAGUUCUUCGAAAAGCUUUAAAACUUUCUCCUAAUCAAUCAAUUAACGAACUGUGGAAUUCUACUAAUACUCAUACUAAUAUCCAAUACGACUUUUAUAACUCAACCAAAGAAGUGCUUAAAGAUUUUCGCUCUGAACAUGAAGAUAAACUCAAAAACCAAUUAACUUGUCAGGGAUCCUUUUUCUCUAAUGUAACAAAGUUCUCCUUGUCGCAUCUUAACAAA
Paramuricea clavata is the source of this 702-nucleotide messenger RNA. Lineage: Eukaryota; Metazoa; Cnidaria; Anthozoa; Malacalcyonacea; Plexauridae. The record is from the annotation of a GenBank genome assembly.